Molecule: messenger RNA, 2130 nt
Organism: Haemonchus placei
Lineage: Eukaryota; Metazoa; Nematoda; Chromadorea; Rhabditida; Trichostrongylidae
Source: the annotation of a GenBank genome assembly
AUGAUGUUCGCUCUCGUAUUGUUGGUUCUUCCAGUGACGAUUGCAGUUUGCCCCCAAGGCAAGGUAUUCGCCAAGAAUUCGAUCGGUCAACCCAGUAGUGGUUACCAGUGUUCCGUCUCGGGCUCACCGAGUGGUAUCUGGUUGGCAAUGUCGUGCUCCGACAAGAAAACAUACGUAUGUGCUGCUGCCCCUGGAUCUACCCCACCAACUGUCCACCCAUUUGUCCCCCACAACCAGAUCUACAGCGACCACGAAGGAACAGAACCAUUCAAAGAUCCUCAGUUCCAAAAAUGGAUUGACUACUAUUGCAAUGAUGCUAUGAUAGCAUAUGUUUGUCAUAUCACUUACGCCCAAGCGCAGUUUUCUGCUCCAAAUACCCUCGCUUCUUCUGUGUUGACGACACUUAGUGUUGAGGGCGAAGAAUUUCCAAUUGACCAAGAUGCUGUAGUUACUAAUGCAGGAGGACCGAUCUUCUUCGCACAUGUGCCAUUGCUCUUUGUGGUGUUUCUUCUUCUCGCAGGUGUCGACACUACUCCACUCAUUACAUCUCUGAUUGAUAUCCUAGUUUUGGUAGCAUUACGUGAAAAACCAUUUCUUGCUCUCCCGACGUUCUUUGAUGCCAACUUCUACGAAGCAGAACAGUCAUGUCAAGUUGUAGGAUCCCAUAUUGCCUCCAUACACAGCCGGCAGAAGACCGUUCUGUUGCUGCGACUCAUCUCACAAGACAACUUUAUGGUGUUUAUUGCGACAGGAGCUCUACAUCGUCAACCUAUCGGAUUGAUUCUUAUUUCUCUUUUCUAUGAAUCUUUCUAUGUUUCGUCACUCAUAGUGACCAAUAGCUUUAUUUAUCGUUACUUACAAUUAUGCAGGACAGAACUUUUCCAAAUGCUUUCUGCAACUAGAUGUCGUAUAUUGGGCUUUACUAUCAACCUCUUGCUCAUGAUAAUUUUGUUUGUAAUAUUCUUCCUUGUCGCUCUUCCUGGUAAAGAACUCGAGUUUUUCGUGAGGAAUACUGUCGUCAUAUCAGGAGCUGACGUUGAUAAUAGCUCAUUCGUUGGCUUUUCCGUAGAGUAUACAAUGAGUCCUUUGGAGUUGGUGUUAGUCGUUAUUUUAUUUAUUGCGCUUGCAACUCUUGCAGUCAUCAAUAUAUUCUGUGCUGGCAGGAUCAGCGCUUUCUUGAAAAAUGCUGCAACUCGGCAUAAUCCUUUGAAACAUCAACGUCGAAUGUUCAUCCUGCUUCUGCUACAGAAUCUUCCUUCUUCACGAGCAAUCAUGACGUGCUUCGCUACUAAUGCUAUACUUAUAAUUUAUUAUACUGUGGCCAUUUAUUUGAUCAGUUUUCCUGACGAAAAUCUCAGAUAUUUUGUCGAAAGCUCUAUCAUAAUAUCGGAAACGAAUUUUCGUGGAGCCUCUUUCAUAGGCAUGUCAGCAAAGUAUACUAUGAGCGCUAUGGAUGUGGCUUUACUCGCCGUUCUAUUUCUUGCGCUAGCAACUCUUGCAGUUAUUAAUGUAUUUUGUGCUGGAAAAAUUGGAGCCUUCCUGAGAAAAGCUGCCAGUCGACAUAAUCCUUUGAAACAUCAACGUCGGAUGUUCACCCUUUUUCUAUUACAGGCUGCUUGUCCGUUUAUCUUCAUGCAGGUGCCAGCCUUCAUUGCUAUGUUCCUUGUUUUUGCUGGAAUCGACAUUACAAACAGCUUUAUAUAUCGCUACUUAUAUUUGCUCAGGAGACAAUGGCUUCAGCAAUAUUCCACUGCAAAGCUCAUACUGUUGGGCUUUUUUGUGAACACAUCACUAUUAAUCGUGUAUGGUGUGACAGUAUACGAAGUCGCGCUUCCCGAUGAGGAUCUGGAUGGCCUGAUAAGGAGCACAAUCACGAUACCAGGAGUGGAUAUGAAUGAGACUUCUUUUAUUGGACUAUCUACGACGGUCUCUUUGAGUACAAUGGAUCUAGUACUUUGCGUCAAUUCAAGUAUGAUUUUCGUACUGACAGGUGGUAUAAACAUAUUUUGUGCCAAGGAAAUCUGUGUGUUUCUGAGAAGCGAUGCACUACGUCUCAGCUCUCUUACAUUACAACGUCAAAUGUUCAUUCUGCUCCUAUUACUGGUACGGAUUACGGUACAAUACCCUUAA